AUGGGUGUCAGCAGCGCGACAAAUGCUGCUAUCAUCUUCUCGAUUGUGUCGUUGAUAUUUUGUUUGGCUACCGUUUAUAAUAUUUCAUCACAGGUGACUGAUAUAUGGAGCGAAUUUGAUGCAGAGAUGAACUCUUUGAAGCAUGAACACAUCAACUUUCAUUACGCACAACAAAUUCAGAUCAUAACGGAUGACCUGUGGAUGGAUAUGCUACAUCUCGGCGCUGGCACAACAUCGAAUCGCGAUCGUCGACAGACGUACAGUGCGUAUGCAGCAACUGGUGUUAAUAAAGAAAAACAGAAUGACAGAGUGAAAUCGACCUGCAACUGUAAACAAGAGAAUAAAUGUCCGCAAGGACCAGCUGGUCCAUCAGGUGAACGAGGUGAGGACGGAGAAGAUGCGUUGCCAGGAAAGGAUGGUACAGACGGUACAGAUGCGUUAAUGAUUGAGCAACGUGAGAUGCCUUUGCGUUGUCACUACUGCCCAACCGGUCCACCAGGACCACCUGGAGCCACUGGAAGAGGCGGUUUGCGAGGAAUGCGAGGACCAAAGGGUGUACCAGGAAUGCCUGGUAGGGACGGUAUGCCUGGUAUGCCAGGCGAUAUAGGAUUACCUGGACCAGCAGGUGAUAAUGGCGAGUCAGGCACGAUUGGUGAAAAGGGUCUUGACUGUAAUAGUUUCGUCUCGUCGAAGGGUGUUCGUGGGCCAGCAGGCGAUGCAGGCCUGCCUGGACCUCCUGGAGACAACGGAGCAAAUGCCUCAAGGGGUCCGCGUGGAGCCGUAGGUGAACAGGGUCUUGAAGGCUUCAUGGGUACUAUGGGUAUGGAUGGAGAAGAAGGAGCGAUGGGACGUCCCGGCAGAACAGGAGAUGACGCUGAGUACUGCCCAUGUCCGCCAAGGGAUUCACGUGGUACUCGCGCAUUCCGAGUGAUAUAG
Messenger RNA from Anisakis simplex (herring worm), 936 nucleotides. NCBI's taxonomy places the organism in Eukaryota, Metazoa, Nematoda, Chromadorea, Rhabditida, Anisakidae. The record is from the annotation of a GenBank genome assembly.